Messenger RNA from Ceutorhynchus assimilis (cabbage seed weevil), 1473 nucleotides. The record is from the annotation of a GenBank genome assembly. Lineage: Eukaryota; Metazoa; Arthropoda; Insecta; Coleoptera; Curculionidae.
AUGGCUUCGGUUCCAAGCGAAAAUGAUAGGAAUAUCAAGAAGAAAAUACUGAACGCUGCUAGAUCUAUAAGAAAAAAGUAUUUGGCUUUAAAGCUGGAGAGAAAAGAGGAAGAUGAGGCACUUGAUAGGAUAAUAAACCCUAUAACUGAACCUCUAAGAGAGUUUGUUGAGAAAACGGUUGGCAGAAAAGUCCAAGUUAAACAUGAAAAAGUUAAGCUCGAAGCUCCUAAAACGUAUUUUGAAUCUGAACCGAAACUUCCUAGAAAUGUAGAGUUCCAACCAGCAGAGAUUAUUGCUCAAACGAGUGAGAAUUUAAUAAGUGAUGAUGAUGAUGAUGAUGAUGAUGGCGCUGAGGAUGUCUUUUAUGAACCCUUACAACAUUUGAAAGAAGAUCUGCAGAAAUCAAUUCACGAUAGAUCAGGAGCGUAUGAAGAAUUUUUAGAUCAGUAUCCCAAAGUAGCACAAGAGUAUGUAGAUAGAUACUAUAAACAAUCAGAUGAAAUAGACCAUUCUUAUGGCUUGAAACAUGAUAUGAAAACCGAUGAUUGGUCUAUGGGAUCACAAAAAGUCAACUUUCUCCCGAAUGGAGAUAUUAAAGUCGGGGCUGUAUCUUAUAAAGGAACGCAGGGCUUAUAUGAUCUUUUAUUUCUGAAAAAGCCGAUCUAUCAGACAGAGGAUGAUAAGUUGCAGUUUACGGAUAUUUUAAACAGGACCAAUGUUCAUCGAAGAGAUUUUGAUCCAUCCAAACAAGUUAAAGGGUCCACAUCUUCAAAAUAUAGACAGUUUGUUAAACCUUUGGUCUCAUCAUCAUCUGAAGCAAAAAGGCUUAAAUCAACCGCCAAGAAAGCUGCAGAAGAGAAAAAGGCUAAGCCCGCAGAGAAAAAGGCUAAGCCGGCUGCCGCAGCUGCCAAAAUUAAGACUCCAUCGAAAGCCAAAAAGUCCAACAAGGCCAGGCCUACCAAGAAACCGAAGGCACCGAAACCGAAAACUGCCAAAGCGCCAGCUGCAGCUCCAGCGAAGGCAAAAAAGACGGCAGAAGAUGAAAUAUUUUCCUGGAAGCUGUUUAACUUCUUCAAAAAUUCGGAGUUUUCACAAUCACCGGAUAUGGUGAUAGGCGCCUGUCUGAUGUUUGCGAACUCUGUGCGCAGAAUGUUGAUUCCGUCAUUGAAUUGUUUUGAUAGUAGAUCUACACGUGUAUUCACAAUUUUCAAAGUAAGAUUUUGCGAUUUUCCUGCCAUUAUUGAGGCAACAGCCGCCAAGAAAGCUGCAGAAGAGAAAAAGGCUAAGCCCGCAGAGAAAAAGGCUAAGCCGGCUGCCGCAGCUGCCAAAAUUAAGACUCCAUCGAAAGCCAAAAAGUCCAACAAGGCCAGGCCUACCAAGAAACCGAAGGCACCCAAACCGAAAACUGCCAAAGCGCCAGCUGCAGCUCCAGCGAAGGCAAAAAAGACGGCGUCACCCAAGAAGAAGAAGUAA